Molecule: messenger RNA, 1427 nt
Organism: Cuscuta campestris
Lineage: Eukaryota; Viridiplantae; Streptophyta; Magnoliopsida; Solanales; Convolvulaceae
Source: the annotation of a GenBank genome assembly
AAGAAGAAACUUGGAAUCAAAGUUAAACACUAAGUACAGUCUAUUAAGGAAGAAGCUAAGUUAUACCCCAAAAACAGCAGACAUUAAUGGUAAGAUCUGGUCUGUGACCUCCCUCAAGUAUCAAUGUGAAGCAGAAGAAACCUCAAUAUUCCUUUUUUUUCACAAAGAUUAAGGUUUCUCUCUUCUCUUAAAUUCUCCCAAGAAAUGAAGAACAAGAAGAAGAAGAAGAAGAAGCCAAACACCUCCCAAGAUGUCACCUCUUCCAAACUUUCUGAACUUUAAUCACAUCAGGUCCCCUCCCCAUUUUAACCCUCCCAGGCUCAUUCCUUCUCAUCCAGUAGCUGCCUCAAACUUGUUUUUUUCGAGUUCUAAACACUUUGAAUGCCCCUCCUCUCACUCCCCUCCACUCACUUUGAAUCAGAGUGUGGCAGCCAUAGUGUUCGGAGAUGGGCCACAUUGGGGGCUAUAUCCACUGACUAAGAGAAGAUCAGAAGCUGCACUUCCCAUUGCAGGGAACUAUAGGCUUGUAGAUGCUGUAAUGAGCAACUGCAUUAACAGCAACAUUACCAAGAUAUAUGCACUCACACAGUUCAACUCCACUUCUUUGAAUUCCCACCUUUUAAGAGCUUAUUCCCGUGCCCGGAUCGGGAAAGACGGAUUCGUCGAAGUCGUGGCCGCCUACCAGAGUCCCGAAGGCAAGGGCUGGUUCCAGGUUCAAAAUGUCUCUCAUUUCUUUUCUUUUUGGGCGUUUUGCUUCUGUUGUUCCCUCCCUUUUGAAGCUCUAUAAGCAAAAGCAGCGGCAAAAACUGCUACAAUCCCAACCCUAUUGGAGUAUAGAGUUCGAGAUAUACGCCACCUUACCCCUGUACAAGAAAAAAGUGUUUCCAUUGUUUCAUAGAAAGUAAGUGAAGGAGUCAUUAUGAUUUGGUCCAUUGUUUACCCAAAGCUAAAACAUAGUCACUGAACUUACCCCCGUAAAACCAAAGAGAUUGUUUCUGUAAACCUUAGAUUCAUUGCUGCAUUCCAAAACUCCAAAGAGUAAAAAGCAAGGAAAGUUUAAUGUGUCAUUUUUUUAUUUAGUCCAUUAUGUGCCCAAAUCUAAAACAACGUCAAUGAUGACUCUUUUAGCUCCAUUAGCAACGGAUGGAUAUGCUCUUAUGAUCAUGAAUGGAUAAAUAAGGCAAUGAAAGUUCAUCUCUAAUAUGGUUGGUAUAUGAAAUAUAGGGAACUGCAGAUGCCAUAAGGAGAUGUUUGUGGAUAUUGGAGGAGUAUCCAGUCGUCGAGCUUCUCGUUCUUCCCGGCUACCAUCUAUACAAAAUGGACUACCAAAAACUGAUUGAGGCUCACAGAAAUAGCAAUGCAGAUAUCACUGUUGCUGUCUCCACUAGUACUACACCUAGGGACAGUACUCGAGAUUCAGAUCUUGG